Papilio xuthus (Asian swallowtail) is the source of this 1662-nucleotide messenger RNA. RefSeq names its product Tumor necrosis factor alpha-induced protein 8-like protein sigmar (gene sigmar). The record is from RefSeq and is a predicted model, not a curated record. The transcript has 7 exons. Lineage: Eukaryota; Metazoa; Arthropoda; Insecta; Lepidoptera; Papilionidae. Gene Ontology annotation, biological process: regulation of apoptotic process. Gene Ontology annotation, cellular component: cytoplasm. The coding region runs from base 460 to 1032 and encodes 190 amino acids.
AUACAGUUCAUAUCAUAGCUCUGUAGGAGCUAAUACGAAAGCUGUAUUGAAUCAUUGCUCAGAAACUUACGUACGUGGGCGGCAACAAAACAUUGUGUUCCAUGUGCGCGUUUAUUUACAAGUAGUAAUAUCCUUAAUAUUGACUGGAAUACGGUGAUUUAUAACGUUUUAAAUAAAAGUAUAAAUAAUUUGCGGAAACCAUAAGUGAAAUAUUUGAGAAACUCUGAAACAUUAAUUUAUUGACUGUGAAAAAGGUUUAUAUUUUUGUGAGGAAAAUGACUGCGUCCACAAUGAUUGAAUUGGAGUCUUGGAUUAUCUACCAAUGCGUGCUGAAUGAAUGCCAUGUAUCCAGUAGCUGAUUUGCAGAACAUAUUGCAGUUUAAAUUUUCUCAAUGCUAGCCAAUUGAUUUGGAGUAGUAUCUUCUGUUGUUGCCUCAAGUUUUCUUUUAAGUUUUCUCCAUGGUAGCCUCCAUGGAAGGCGGUGCGUGGUGCGCCCGCGACAUCUCGCUGCGCGCGCAAAAGAAGUUCCUGUCGCGGGUUGGGGGCGCAGCAAGCGCUCGCGCUUUGGUUCUCGACGAGCACGCUGCUAAAUUGUUAGACCAGUUUCUGACGGUGCUGAGGGAGCGCGUGGAGAAGCGCGAGGCAGAGAAGUUGGUGAAGCACGUGAUCAAGGCGGCGGUGAAGCUCGGCGUGCUGCGUCGGCACGGACAGCUCUCCGCGGCAGACGAGCGCGCCCUCGCCGCAUUCCGCAGCAAAUUCCAUACGGUGCUGAUGGCUGUAGUGUCAUUCUGCGAGGUGGACUUCUCGUAUGACCGUGGCUUCCUGCAGGACGCUCUAAGGGAGUCGCAUCAAUCGCUCAAGUCUGUAGUCGAAAGGCAUUUGUCAGACAAAUCAGUAUCUAGACUGGCCGGUGUAUUCGCACUGGCUUCUCGCGGGGACCUCUUAGAUUCCUUAUUCUCCGGCCAAAUAGACGAAGAUGUGCUCAAACUGACAAGGAUGCUGCGCAAAGAACUGGACAGGGGCCUGAUAUAAACCAAACGAGGAGAUACGUAAGCCGUCCUAUAACCAAAGCUGUUCUUACCAUCUAAAUGAUCUCUAUAUUAAAGAGUAUCGGUCCGCUUUCGGCCGGUGUUGCCAUUAUACUAUUUUAAAAACGGUAGAAAUCGUGGCGAUUGGAGAAUAAUUAUGAAAAAAAAAACUCGUUUGUCUUGUUAAAGGCAGUUAAGGGUGAAUUUCACUGUUAAUUUUUAACUUUUUACUCUCAAGCGAACCGUUCUUCAAAUCUUUUGGGAUCAGAAUAUAGUUAUCUCAAUAAAUUGAGAUUGUCUCUUUAUUAUUAAUAUUCGUUAUUCGGUCUCUAUUCGAUCGGUGUUUUGUAGACGCUUUGCUUUAUUUAAUAAGCAAACACUAACUUUAGACCUAUUUGGGCUAUUAUUUUAAGACUAGAGUUUGCUCAUUUUCAGCGUUCACGUCGUCCAAAUAAUUUUAAUUAAAUGUUACUUUUAAAUCGUAGAUUAAAAAAUGUUGCUCUCCUAAAAAUAAAGCUACCAAUUGGUAAUAUUUCUGUUAGUAGUUUUUGUGACGGUGCUGCCAAUAAAAAAAUAUUACCGUAAGUGAAAAAAAUAUUUUAUUGCGUCAGGAUAAAAACAUUUUAUAUCUAUU